Poecilia latipinna (sailfin molly) is the source of this 975-nucleotide messenger RNA. RefSeq names its product small nuclear RNA activating complex, polypeptide 5 (gene snapc5). Gene Ontology annotation, cellular component: nucleus. The transcript is spliced from 4 exons. The record is from RefSeq and is a predicted model, not a curated record. Lineage: Eukaryota; Metazoa; Chordata; Actinopteri; Cyprinodontiformes; Poeciliidae. Gene Ontology annotation, biological process: transcription initiation at RNA polymerase III promoter; transcription by RNA polymerase II. The coding region runs from base 191 to 547 and encodes 118 amino acids.
CGGAAAUGACGCCUGUUUGACAACAGGAACAACCAAACUUUAGCCUGUUAGCAUAACAACCCGAUUCGUUAGAAAUAAAAAAGAAAUCUCCGACGCACCUUAUUAAGAUCUUUAUCCUUAGAUUCUGUUAUGGAACUUUAGGCAGUGUGUAUAAAGAGUGUUGAGGAAUGGUCUGAUUGCAGCAACAAACAUGCACAGCCGUUUGCAGGAGCUGAAGAAGGAAGAGGAGACUCUCCUCAAAAUCAAAGUCAUGCUACAAGACCAGCUGAACCGCUUGAAGUUUGAAGAAGGGGCCUUGAAGUCUAUCAUCAGCGCUCAAACAGAAGGAGCUUCACAUGACCCCUCGCCAGAAAAUGAGGUUCAGAUUAAUCUUGACGAUGAGACCGAAAUCAAUCGCACCAAACUCUUGCUGAAUAGUGCUGAGGAUUAUGACAUGGAGGAAGAAGACGAAGAUGAUGACGACGAGGAGAAUGAAUAUGAUGAAGAGGAUGAUGACAAUGAGUUUGAAUUUGUGCCUGAAGCAGAUGAGGAGGAUGAUGAUUACUAAGAAUUAUGGGUUGUGUGUGUAUCUGGCCACUUAACGAGAACACCUUUUAGUUGUAUUAUUAGUUGGUAGCUUUAAUUUAUUCAGAUGGAGUAACCGUUACAUUGUAAUAGUCAGUGGUGCUAGCAGUGCCCAUUUCUAGCCUAAUUUAGAGCAUAUUGUCUACAUUUCUCCCUAUAAUUUAACUUAAAGUUUGUGAGGAAUGUGUCACUGACAUGCUAUAAGACAGUAUCAUUAGGUGCUUACUGAGUAGCUUUCUAGGCAUUUUUCUUUUUUUUUUUUUUGGUGACGUAUUCACUUGAAAAUCCAAAAUCCUGGUUGUUAUGCGUGUCAUGAAAUGUUAUGGCUGGGCCAUAAAAGAGAAUAAAAUGUACGUGUUGUUUUAAAAGAAAUGAGAAUUUUAAGCACAAAAAUAAAUGUUUUGCUUUGUU